Messenger RNA from Paramecium tetraurelia, 1458 nucleotides. RefSeq lists its product as uncharacterized. The record is from RefSeq and is a predicted model, not a curated record. NCBI's taxonomy places the organism in Eukaryota, Ciliophora, Oligohymenophorea, Peniculida, Parameciidae. Gene Ontology annotation, molecular function: transmembrane transporter activity. The transcript has 4 exons. Gene Ontology annotation, biological process: transmembrane transport.
AUGGCCAAAGCAGCAACAGAAUAUUCAGAUUAUGAUAUCUCUGACGAUUCUCUGUUGAAGGGUAGAAUUAAUAGAAGUAAGAUUGAUAAGCCUCUGAUAUGCUUUUGUGUAUUAAACUUUUUCCUUAAUGCUGCUGUCUCAGUGAUAGCACCAUUCUACCCUCCUUUAGCUAAGGAAAAAGCACAUGUCUCGGUAUCUACAAUUGGAUAUAUAUUUGGGUUGAAUCCAAUAGGAGCAUUUUUUUUUUCUUUGGUUAUGGGUAAGAAAAUGUCUCAUUGGGGAAGAAGAAGAUGUAUGCUACUAGGCUUAGUUAUUCAAUCAGCAGUGGUGGUUGCAUUUGGCUUGUUAGAUUUCAUGACAUUUAACAAAGAGCUGUUCGUCACUGUCUCUUGUGUAACUAGAUUUUUACAAGGAGCAAGUCGAGCAGCUUAUAGUAGUAUAUCAUUUGCUUACAUCCCAAUAUUAUGGCCAGAUUCUAUUUAAAAAAAGAUAUCUAUUUUGGAGACCUUAACAGGUUUAGGCUUGAUGAGUGGUCCUUUUAUUGGAGCAGCCUUGGAUGCAUUAUUUGGAUAUUAGAUGAUAUUUUAUGUAUUGGGAGGCAUAUUUUUCGUGGCUUUAAUACCAACAGCUAUAUUCUUACCUGAGGAUGAUCAUUCAAUAAAUAAGAAACCAUAGCUAAAUUCGAAAAGAGUAAUUAGAAAUCGAUAAAUAUGGAGUUUGGGUUUAUUAUUGACAAUGAUGUCAGCAGGUACUACAUUCAUAAAUCCUAUCUUUUCAAUUCAUAUGAAAUGUUAUAAUAUGGAAGAGGAUGUGGCUAGUUUGUUAUUAGGAUGGCUGACCAUCUCAUAUAUCAUAUGUAUUAACAUAGUUCCAAAAUUAUUACAAUGCAUAGACAAAAAAGUAGUAUUAACCUUUGGGUUAUUUUGCUCUUGCAUAGGUGAUUUGAUUAUUGCCCCCUUAGGGAUCUUCCCUAAUAAAUGGUUUAUGACUAUGAUAGGACUACCACUUAUUGGUGUUGCGAAUGCUUUUUGCGUAUUGCCAGCCAUUCCUCAAUUUAUAGAUUAUCUAAAUCAACUUUUCAACAGCGAUCCUUCAUUGAGAUUACCAAUUUCUGAUUUGUCCAGCGGCUUAUUUAUUUCCUUUUACUCUCUCGGAACAUUUGUAGGACCUGUUAUAGGAGGAAUCGUAUAUGAUGCAUUUUUAGUGAAUUAAUCAAAUGAAGCCCAAUUGGAUAGUUUCUAAAAAUCCUCAUAUACAAUGGCAGGUCUAUAAGCAAUUGUGUCAAUUCUAUUUAUAUUUGGAGGAGAUGUUUAUGCUUAAAAAUACAAAAGAAUAAGACAAGGUGAAAAUAUGGGGAUAUCACUUGAAGAGGAAGAUGAAUAUGAAGGAUCAAACAAGAUUGGAGUUCAAAUGUUUAGUUCUACUUAGCCAAAUGUCUCUCAUGAUGAAUCUAGUUGA